AGUUUUAAUAAAUAAUGGCGUGAUCAUAUGUUAGAGUGACGUAGUUUUAUAUAAAAAUAUUCGUUUUUAUAUUAAAUUUCGGGCCGUACACUAUUUUUUUAAACGUGUCCAGUGAUAUUUAAGAGUUUUUGAAGCAUCAAAAGUUACAUUUGACUUUCUUCCAAUAAAGGAAAGUUUUUAGGGACAUAACCUUUAUUAUGAAAAUUUGGAUGAAAUUAAAAUUUCAAAAUGUCAAAUAUUGAAAUAAAGCACCUGUUUAGAACAAAUAGGUUUCCAGAAAGUGAGAUUAAACUAUGUUUACUAUUCUUUUAUGCUCCAUUUGGAGUGAUAUUGUUCAUAUUAAGAAUAAUACUACUUAUAGGACUUUUAAUAUGUGGCAGUAUUUUAUCUGAAACACAGCUGAUUCAAAAGUUUUUGAAUAAAAUAGCUUGCUUAUCGUUAGGAAUUAUAGUGCAAGUAGAAAAUCCUGAAGCUAAGGAAAAUGUUAAUGUUUACAUUAGCAAUAGUGUAUCACUUUUUGACCAUCUGGCUUUGCAAGCUGCCACUGGAUCACUAACGCCUGGAAUUAAAAAUUCAUUAGUAAAGUCCAAAGGUUUUGGUGCCAAGUACUUUGGUUCCCAAUCAAACUUGGACACCUUCAAGAAAACUCUUAUAGAAUGGGUGACUGGAAACAAAGUAGCACUGAACUUUACGCCAGAAGGAAAGAUGACAAAUGGAAAGGGAGUUUUAAAGUUUAAAACUCUCCCAUUUCAAAUUUCUACAAGAGUACAGCCUAUAGCACUUAAAAUAGAAAGACCCGUUUUGGAGAUGUCUGUAAACAGAUUGGGCUCAAGUAACUUGGUCGAUUGUAUAGUUUACAUGUUUUCUCCUGUCACUGUUUACAAACUUAAAUUCUUGCCUGCCUUAGAGAAUAAAAGUAACACAGUUCAGGAGUUUGCCGAGAUUGUUCGUCAACAUAUAGCUACUUCAUUAAUGGUUCCCACACCAAAUUUUUCAGCAUCCGAUCUGAUUGAGUUUGAGAAAAAGACGUUGAUUGAAGAGCAAAGAGCAAUGGAGGCUCAAUCUCGUGCACCAUCACAAAGACCUGAGUUGCAAAGAAUGAGCAUGCAAGUCAAGGAAGUUCUGCCGCAUGUACCUUUAAAAGCAAUAUAUAAUGACUUAUGUAUAACUAAGAGUAUAGACACAACAAUAACCAACAUUUUGGAGGGCCGCGUUCAUUUUAUUUCCGAACCAAUCCCCUCUACCUCAGCUUCUCCGCAGCCAUCGACCUCCUCUUCGCUACCCAGUGCGAAGAGUUCUCCAGCGGAAAGCAGCGGUGGCGGCGGCGGUAGGGUGAUGUUCAAUACAGCCGCCUCUUCCUUUCCAAAAUCAGCAUCGGAAAGAAACAAGUCCUUCCAAGAAAGAAAAGAUCAGCUGAUUGCUAAUGCAAGGAGGAGGUACAUUGAAAAACACAAUCUUGAUUUGCCGCUUUAUUGAUCUGUGCUCUCUAGGUUUAGUGCCAAAUACCUUUUUGAAACCCUCACUUUUUAAUAUAAUUAUCUAUUUUUUACUAAAUAAAGGCCUUUUUUAUUUUCCGCACUUUUACCUAUACAAACAAAAUCGUAGGUUUUAAGUUUGUACAUAAGUCCAAUUUGUUAUUUAUUUUAACUUAAAAAUAAAUCGUUGUUAUACA
Messenger RNA from Brassicogethes aeneus, 1672 nucleotides. Lineage: Eukaryota; Metazoa; Arthropoda; Insecta; Coleoptera; Nitidulidae. The record is from the annotation of a GenBank genome assembly.